Molecule: messenger RNA, 1056 nt
Organism: Rubroshorea leprosula
Lineage: Eukaryota; Viridiplantae; Streptophyta; Magnoliopsida; Malvales; Dipterocarpaceae
Source: the annotation of a GenBank genome assembly
UUGGACAUUUUCAGAUUUUCUAGGAGAAGAGAAUCAAGAGAUCGAGCGAUUGAGGCCGGUGAAAAUCGGCUUCGUGGAUGGAUGAUCAGAAGGAACUUCUCCGGACAGUGUUUGGUGAAAGCUCCGACAGUGAAGACUCCGAUCAGCGGCGGCCGCAGGACGGCGAUGCGGUUUCGGUUUCUGUUUGGGAACCGAUCCAGGGAAUUGACGGAUUAUGGCUGUGCCGGGACUUUCUCUCUCCUCAACAACAAGCAUCCCUGCUCGCCUCCGUCCUGAAUGAGGGAUGGUUCACCGAAGCUUCUCAGAAUCAGGCCAUGAGGUUUGGGAAUCUUCCACAAUGGGCGACUGAACUUUCUGAUUCUAUUUGUGAUGCCGUCAUUUUUGGUGAUCACAUUUCUGAAUCUAAAGACUUGGUUGUCUCUGACAGUGGCAUGGAAGCCUGUGUAUUGCCAUCAAUUUUAUUGUGCAGAGAACCUUUAUUUGAUCAACUUAUUGCAAAUGCAUACCAACCAGGUGAGGGAAUCUGUGCACACGUUGACCUCAUGCGUUUUGAAGAUGGGAUUGCCAUCAUUUCAUUGGAGUCAUCAUGCGUGAUGCACUUUUCUCAAGUUGAAGAAGUUUGUGACAUCGUUGAGGGAAGUGAAAAUCAUCCAUCUAUGAAGAAGAUGCCUGUUUACCUGACUCCAGGGUCAUUAAUUCUAAUGUCCGGACCAGCUCGCUAUCUCUGGAAACAUGAGAUAAAUCGAAAGCCAGGGUUUCAAAUGUGGGAAGGACAGGAAUUAAAACAAAAGAGGAGAAUCUCCAUAACUCUGAGAAAGCUGUGCCAGGUUGAGUAGCUUCCCAUUGCAUAUGGUACCGGAUCACUCUUACAUUCUCCCUCUUUUUGUCAAUUUCAAACAUUAGACAUUCAUGGUAAUGCAUACUGUCUUAAUAGUCAUUUCGAGUGUUGAGACUGAUUCAAGAAUGCGAGUCCCAUGCUCAAAUUUUUUAGCCAAAUGCUAUACAACUUUUACAUUGAGUUGGAUUGUUGUUGCGAGUGCUCAGAUUGAUAAUGGA